Molecule: messenger RNA, 8697 nt
Organism: Carassius gibelio (silver crucian carp)
Lineage: Eukaryota; Metazoa; Chordata; Actinopteri; Cypriniformes; Cyprinidae
Exons: 7
Coding region: 2200-3678 (492 amino acids)
Source: RefSeq, a predicted model, not a curated record
ACUUCAGUCUUGUGGUUCCUACUCACAUUAUAUCUGCUCACCCUGGAUCAGACAUCAUCUUACCUGUUCAUCUCUCACCUGAAAUAAGUGCUGUGUCGAUGACAAUCAGAUGGUAUAGAGGGACAGAGCUCAUUUUUCAGUAUAUGACUGGGCAGGAGAUAAGUUUUGAUUAUGAGAACCGAGUGAGUCUGUCCAUUCACGAGCUAAGAAGAGGAAGUCUCUCUCUAACUUUGAGAAAUGUUUGCCUGUCAGAUUCAGGAGACUAUACAUGCAAAAUUUUUCAUGAUGGAUGUUGGCAAACAGGAAUAGUUCACUUGCAAGUGAGAGAGUUUCGGAAGAGUGAAUUUAUGUUGGAUUUAGAGGACCUACAUGAUGCCCUGAAACAAGUAUAUAAUGACAUUCUACAAGCAAAAACAAGAUUACUUGAGGAAACUUUAGUAUUCUUAGAUAACAAAAUCAAGGACAAAAAGAAAAGUUUUGUGGGACCUGAUAGCACAUUGGAUGAACAGUUAACACCUAGGCGUACAGAUAGUAUGGAAGGACUUCCUCCACUGAGUAAGACACAACAUUUAAUGCUAAUAGCAUUUCGAUUCUUAUGUGAAAGUUUGCCAUUUCAGAUACUGUUACUGUAACUUAUUGAACAGCAGUCCUUAAUUUUUAUUUGCUAGAGUUAUUGAGAGUAAAUUUUUUAAACAUUUGUUUAUGUGCUUUUACAAGAAAUUGACAUGCAAAAUUUUAUGAUUAUCUCCAUCAUCUUGUGAUUUCCUGCAGUGGGACAUGAUACCACCUUGGAUGAAUGGUUAAUACCUAGGCGUACAAAUAGUAGGGAAGGACUUCCUCCACUGAGUAAGCUUUUAAUAAAACAGUUAAUAAUCAUACAAACAGGGUCCAAAUCUAGAAAACAACAUUAUCCAAGGCAAGUGUUGGGAACUCAGAAACGAAGACAUGGAGACUAUUGGGUAAUCUUCAGCAGGAUUCUUUAUUGAGAAUGCUCUGCGUGGCGCUGCAGUCAUCAAAAGUCUAACUUGUCCUUAAGACAUUGUAGUUUUUAUACAUUCAAGCAAACAAAGCAUGCAAAUGCAAUACAGGGAUCAGCCUGAUACUGGCCAUUUUCCCAUCUUUGAUCUUGUCAGCAUAACAGUGUCAUUUAAAUACAGAGGUGCCUGACAGUAUCCCUGAUACCUUCACAUUAUCAUAGAGACAAAAGGCACAGCUGUACAUUGAGCUUAAAAAGCCAAAUGGCAAGGAGGAAUACAAAGACAAAAGGUUAAUGUCUCAGAAACUUGAUUUUCCUGAUUUGAGCUUCUUGGAUGUCAGCUUUAUUACCCCAAAAAAUCUACUACUAUAUUGGAACCUAUAUUUAACAUUUUAUAAGUUUGUAAUCCCACACAAGGCAAGAGAGUAAUCCAGAAACAGGCAGUGGUCAAGACAGGCAGCAAACAAUCAUAAAACAAGUAAACAGUCCACUGUCAAAAGCAAGGCGAUGGCAACUAGAAUAAACAUUCUGUAAUGUCUAAUAGUGAAAAUAAAGGCUUCACCAUGUAGAGUGUUUGUGUGCGUCUUUUGUAGUCUUCCUGAAUGUAGUCAGCUAUGAGUGGAAUCAGUUAAUAAGCAUGGGGUGUUAUGGGAAACGGAGUCUAUGAAAUAAUGGCAUAGGUCCGGGAUGGAUUGCCCUCUAGAGAAGUUCAUGGACACCUUAGCUGGACAUCGGGACCGUGUGACACUAACUGUUCAAAAGAAGCAAAUAAAUUGUCAAUAAUUAGAUCUUUGAAGUAUGUUAUCCCCUUGUCAGGCCAGCUCCUAAAUGACGCAUCCUGCAUUGAAGGCAAGAAAAAUAGAUUAUGGGCAACAGGGCUAAGAAGAGAAGGAUACUUAAAAAACAAAUGAUUUACUAAAUUGGGUCCAAAUCCUCAGCGAGUGUUUUACAACUGGGCAAUCAACAAAAGCAUAAGAAAUUAACUGUAAUUUGGUUGCAAGAAGUGCUGGAAGGGAAAUUUGCUUAUGGGCAUGUAUUUCCACAGUUCUUUAUGUUUAAAUGCUAGUGCGAUUUUAGGUUAAUUUAUUUAACAUUUUUUGUAUGUUAUUUUGAAACAUAUUGAAAUGCUAAAUGAUAUGUUUUUCUCAUUAAUCUUGUGAUUUCCUGAAGUGGGACCUGAUAGCACAUUGGAUGAACAGUUAACACCUAGGCGUACAGAUAGUAUGGAAGGACUUCCUCCACUGAUGGGACCUGAUAGCACAUUGGAUGAACAGUUAACACCUAGGCGUACAAAUAGUAUGGAAGGACUUCCUCCACUGAUGGGACAUGAUACAACAUUGGAUGAAUGGUUAAUACCUAGGCGUACAAAUAGUAGGGAAGGACUUCCUCCACUGAUGGGAGAAAACAGCACACUGGAGAGGCAUGAAAUGGAAGAGAGGAGAGAUCUCAGACAAAAUAACCCAUUAGGACUUGUUCACAGCAGAAUAUACACUGGGGAAAAUGUAUCAUACAUGGAAAGUGAGAGCAACAGUCAAAACAUAAGACAAACAAGAGAAAGAAAUACUGGCUCUGAGCAAGAGUUUGUCUUUUCAGCUGUGUCACCACAGUUUCUGCUAAGACCAAGAACAACAGAAUCAGUUCUUUUACGAGCAAGAGCUGGGAUACAUGCACAAGAGAGCCCUAGAGCAGCAAUUCAAAGGACUCAAGAAAGGAGACAAGUAAGUAUUGCUGCAGAGCAAGAAAGAAUCUCUCCAGUUAUGUCAACACAAGGACUGCUUAUAGAAACAACUCCAGAAUCAGUCCUUCUACAAACAAGAGCUUUGAUACAGGCACAAGAGAGCCCUAGAGCAACAGUGCAAAGGAUUCAUGGAAGGGGACAAGAGAGUGUUGCUGCAGAGCAAGAAAGAAUCUCUCCAGUUAUGUCAACACAGGGCCUACUAGAAAGAACUCCAGAAUCAUUACUUCUACAAGCAAGAGUUGGGAUACAAGCACAAGAGAGUCCUAGAGCAACAGUGCAAAGGAUUCAAGGAAGGAGACAAGAAAGUAUUGUUGCAGAAGAAGAAAGAAUAUAUCCAGCUAUAUCAUCACAGAGACUACUUCGAGAAAGAACUCCAGAAUCAGUACUUCUACAAACAAGAGCUGGGAUACAGGCACAAGAGAGCCCUAGAGCAACAGUGCAAAGGAUUCAUGGAAGGGGACAAGAGAAUUUUGCUGCAGAGCAAGAAAGAUUACCUCACGUUUUGUCAUCACAGCGACUACUAGAAAGAACUCCAGAAUCAGUACUUCUACAAGCAAGAGUUGGGAUACAAGCACAAGAGAGUCCUAGAGCAACAGUGCAAAGGAUUCAAGGAAGGAGACAAGAAAGUAUUGUUGCAGAAGAAGAAAGAAUAUAUCCGGCUAUAUCAUCACAGAGACUACUUCGAGAAAGAACUCCAGAAUCAGUACUUCUACAAACAAGAGCUGGGAUACAGGCACAAGAGAGCCCUAGAGCAACAGUGCAAAGGAUUCAAGGACGGAGACUAACAAAUGUCACAGUGCAAGGAAGUUACUCACCAGCUGUACAAUCACAGGUACAAGACCAAGCAAGAACAUCACAAUCAGUUACAUCUCAAGCAAGAGGUAGCACACAAACACAAGAAAGGCCAAGAGACAGAACACAAGCAAGACAAGAAAAUACAGAGGGCAACUGCCAAAUUUUGUAAUUUGAUUGUGGUUUCCCAAGAUGGCGCCAGUGUACCUGUCGGCAUGCCGUCUCUCACAGUCUGAUGCACCUGUUGCACCUGCUCAUCUGGCAUCUGUGCUGUUCUUAUUUUCAAUGGUGGCACACUGGUGUCGUGUAGACUCAGUGUUGACCUAUGAUCGCCAAGUUUUGCUCAACAUCAAAAACUGUAUGGGAUUUCAUCCAUUUUGUCCUGCUCUAUAUUCUUGCUCUCAAUCCUCGUUCAACCAACCCGAAUUAGAGUGCGCUUGCCGGUUACCUUGCUGCGUUCCUCUUGUAAGGAAGCGCCGCAGAAAGAGAGGUAAUCGUGGUGGUGUUUGAGUGAGAAUCAGACGGACAAUUGCCUCCUCCAUACAUAUUCACAUAUUCGCCACAGAGGAAUAAACUGUUAAAAUCUUCGCCAACUAGAUUUUGUUCAAAUGGAUCUGCCCUCGUUACCUAAAUCUCAUCUGAAUAUGGCUCUAGUAAAUGCUAGGUCUGUGUGCAACAAAACUUUUAUUUUAAACGACUUUUCUACUAGUCAUGAUUUGGAUAUUUUAUUUUUGACAAAGACUUGGGCCAGUGCUGGUGAAUCGUAUUUGAGGAACUCUGUCUGCCGACCUAUAGUUUUAUUAGUACCCCAAGGUCCGCUGGCAAGGGCGGUGGGGUUGCUAUGGUUUUUAAACAGACACUUACCGUACGGACAGUUUCUGUUAAUGCCUAUUCGUCAUUUGAGGUUCAGUGUGCCGUGUUAGAAUCUACUACUUCCACUUUAUUCUGUGCCUUGAUUUAUAGGCCACCUAACCUGAACAGUGCUUUUAUUAGCGAUUUUUCAGAAUGUAUAACUGUUAUCUUGCCUCUGUAUGAUCAUAUGUUAAUUUUAGGUGACUUUAAUGUACAUUUAUGCUGCCCAGGUCGACCCUUUGUUUCUGAAUUUUGUAAUGUCUUGGAUUCUUUUGGUCUAAGUCAACACAUAAAUCAAGCAACACAUGUCCUUGGUCAUACUCUCGACCUUAUAUUGUCAUAUGGGACACAUAUUGAUAAUGUUAAUGUUGAAAUUGCUUCCUUCUCUGAUCACAAGCCGAUUGUUUUUAAUGUCCCUGCUGUAAGCUCUGGUGUGUUAAUUACGCCUAUUGGCUACUACUCCCGUUUUAUAAACUCACAUACUGCUUCUCAGUUUAGUGAAUGUUAUCUAGAUAAUGCUGUUGAAUCAUCUAUCUUAAAUGCUGCCGAGUCUUCCUCUGGGCCCGAUGACUUGUUUACUUUAUUUUAUACAUUUUGUUCUAACAUUUUAGAUGCCAUUGCACCCUUCAAACUGAAACAACCAAAGCAAAAAUCUUAUUACUGGCUUGAUGAUACUCUUUCUCUCAGACAGGCCUGUCGUAAAGCGGAGCGGCAAUGGAAGCAUGAUUGUUUAAUUGUGUCCUUUGAGAAUUUUUAAAGACUGUCUGUUAAAGUUUCAGCAUGCUGAUAUUCCAUUAGGGAAUAUUAUUAGAGGGCACAAUGUUUCAUUUCAUCUAUACGCUGAUGAUACCCAGUUGUAUAUCCCAUUGAAAGCUGCUGAUUCCAUUCAACAGUUGUUGAACUGUCUUGAUGAUGUCAAGAAAUGGUUAAAAAAUAACUUUCUCCAAUUUAAUGAAGCUAAAACAGAAAUUAUUGUUUUUGGUCCCCCGAAAUUGAGAAACGGGCUUAUUAGGGAACUUGUCAAUCAUUUCUCCUCAGUUUCUUCUCAGGUCAGGAACAUAGGUGUCAUCUUGGACUUUUAAAGCAUAAAGACAAUUAUGCUUAACCAAGCAAAUAAAUGUGGUUGUUAAAAAUAGUUUUUUAUCACCUACGGAUUAUUUCUAAACUUAAAUCAUUCUUGUCGUUUCAAGAUUUGGAGAAGGUCAUUCAUACUUUUAUCACAUCAAGUUUAGAUUAUUGCAACUCCUUGUAUUUAGGCCUUCCUCGGUCAACCAUUUCUCGCCUCCAGAGGGUUCAAAAUGCAGCUCCAAGGAUGUUAACCAGAGCAAAGAAAUUUGAUCAUGUCACCCCUCGAUCUUAACAUCGCUCCAUUGGCUCCCAGUUCAUUUCAGAAUUCAGUUAAAAUAAAAGUUUGUUUGUUUUUAAAGCUCUUAAUGAUCAAGCCCCCUCUUAUUUAAAAGAUCUUAUUAUCCCACAUUCAUCUAGUAGAUCUUUAAGGUCUGCUGAUCAGUAUCUUUUAUAUGUCCCUCAAUCAUGUUUAAAAACCAAGGGCGACAGAGCUUUUUCAGUUGCUGCCCCUCGCUUAUGGAAUCAGCUGCCACUGGAUAUUCGUCUAGCACAUUCUAUUAACAUUUUUAUUAUCUUUUCUCCCAGGCAUUUUAAUCUAAUCUUAGUACUGUGCUUUUAGUAUAUUGUCUUCCAUGUUGUUUUAUUCUUAUUUUAUAUUUAGUUAUUAUUAUUGUUUUUUUAUAUAUAUACUCCGUUUAGCACUUUGGUCAGCUACGCUGUGUUUAAAUGUGCUAUAUAAAUAAAACUUACUUACUUACUAAUUAAACAAAGCAGUAGCUAUAGUAUACUACUAAUUACCACUGGUUUAUAGAGAUUACUGAUGUAAAUAGCACAGACUGUAUAAUAUUUGUAUGGUGAACUGACCAUUUUUUACCCCAAAAUUGUCAUGUUUUUCUUACAUUUUGGACAUAAUGUUGUCAUUAACUAUUUAUCACAGUAUUAUAAUUAUAAAUUUGCUUUUCUUAAAAGUCUACUAUAUAGAGUCUGUGAGAUUGUAAAUAAGCAUUACACCUACCCUUAGUAUUUAGGAAAUUAAUUAUAACAUACAAAAUGGCUACAAUAGCCUUACAGUUAAAGGAGCAAAUUACAUUUUUGAUAAAGCAUGUUUGCAAAAUAAGCACAAUUUCUUUAAAGAAACAGGAUUAUAUUCCUGAUUUUAAAUGAUGUUAUUACAACACAAUCUAUAGUUGACAAAUGGUCCUCUAUCGUGUCAAUUAGAACUUGUAUGAUUGGAAAAUGCUGCUUGGGGGGCUUCCCUGGUGGUUACUUUGAGGGAAUCCAUGAUGGGGUAGUAUCAGAAAAGAUCCUGUCCAACAGAAUCGUAGCCCCCUUUAACCCUGACGUUUUUUUGUUUGGCUGAGACUUAUAAUGAGAAGGAUAGCUGCAGACUUGCACUCUCAAACUUGCAUUCUCAGGCUGCAUCCAAAUUUCACAUACUUCCCUACUAUAGUAGAAAAAUAAGUAUGUAUCAAAAGAAGUAUAUCCCAAUUCAAAUUACUCAUAAAAGGGUAUGCAAAAAGUACCCAGAUGUCCUACUAUUUCUAGCGAGAUUCUGACGUGUGCAUACGAUUGUCACUUUAUUAUCUCAUGAGGACAUGGGAUAUGAUUCGUAAAUAGGUGUAUUAAGUGUUGCAGUGUUGUAUUAAGUGUGAAUGAUAUCAAAUUAACAUGAGAGUGAUUCGAAAGUAUACGUGCCGUCUGAUAUCUAAUUGCUCCUGUGGUACUUUGAUGGCAUAUGACAUAUGCAAUGAUUCUUGAACUGCACUUGAAUUAAUUCUAAAUUUGACUUGAGCAGUAGGUGGUGUGGCUUGUGAAAGAGAGUGCAGGUGUAAGUUGCAAGUUCCUCACUUGCAGAGGAAGAGCAGUUGAAGACCAUAAAAAACAUUAAUUUAUAUUUAGUCAUUUACAAGUGACUUAUAAAUGAGGACAAUAGAAGCAAUCAAAACUAACAAAAGAGCAACAAUAUGUAAGUGACACAGUACACGUAGCAAGGUAUAUAUAUAUAUAUAUAUAUAUAUAUAUAUAUAUACACACACACACACACACACUCACAAAGAAAAAUGUAGAUAGAAAAAAAUAGAAAGUUAGUAUAUUUUUUUUUAAAUAGAUAAAGUAGAAUUAAAAUAGAAUAGAAAGUGCUAGUAUUAGAGGGUCAAAUAAAGAUGGAACAGAUGUGUUUUUAGUCAUUUCUUGAAGAAGGCUAAGGACUCAGCUGCUCGGAUUGAGUUGGGCAAGUCAUUCCACCAGGAGGGAACUGUGAAAGUGUCUAUGAAAGUGAUUUUCUGCCUCUUUGAGAUAAUGCAUUAUUCACUUGCAGAACGCAAGCUUCUAAAGGGGACAUAACUCUGAAGAUGUGAAUUUAGAUAAAGGGGUGCAGAGCCAGUGCUGGUUUUGUAAGCAAACAUUAAUGCCUUGAAUCUUAUGCAAGCAGCUACUGGUAGCCAGUGCAAAUUUAUAAACAGAGGUGUGAUGCUCUGAAAGAAAGUUCCUGAUCUUCCUAAUGUUUUAUCAAGCAAAUCUGCAGGACUGGGCAGUUUUUUAGCAAUGUGUUCUGAGAAAAUCAGCUUAUCAUCAAUCACAACUAGUUAAGUUGAGCUGAAGGUGAUUGUCCUUCAUCCAACAAGAAAUGUCUGUUAGUCAUGCUGAGAUGAGAGCAGCUGUCAAGUAUUGGCCAGCGUUGACCCUCUCAAAGAUAACUUUUGAUAGUAUAUUGAAAUCAGAAAAUAGAUUAUAUUUUAAAACAAUUCCUAUUACUUUGUUAUUAAACUUUUUAUCACCAAUGUACACUUCACCAAUCUUUAACUCAGGCAAUUGUACACAUUGGAAUUUGUCUAGAAUUGAAUUUUCUAAAUUGGACAAAUCAACAACAUACAAAAUUUGUUUCUCAUAUCACUCUUUUUUAAAUAAAAACUUCCUAUUGUAAUGUUUCUGUUAUUUUACAAGGUGAAACCACACUCAAAAAAAAUUAUUUGUUAAAUGAACAUGAUUUAAUCGUAGCACCCAUUAUGCAUCUAAUCAAAUCAAGUAAACUUGGACUGCUUUGAAUGUGUUAAAUGAACACAAUAUACAUUUGUAGAUUAAACAUGUUUCGGAUAUGUCAAUGUAACUUCUUUGCAACUAAUUGAAUAAAAAAGUGUGAUUGUGUUAGUCUAAUCAAAUGUACUCUUAUUCAUUCCAUGUCAGUAAAGCACUUCAAUUCAACAUGUUCAUGUAUGGUUUUGGUAGUUUAAUGAAUAUCUAUCUUGUUAGUGAAUAAAACUGCUUUAUUCAC